This is a messenger RNA of Pseudo-nitzschia multistriata, 926 nucleotides long. NCBI's taxonomy places the organism in Eukaryota, Bacillariophyta, Bacillariophyceae, Bacillariales, Bacillariaceae. The record is from the annotation of a GenBank genome assembly.
AUUUAAAAUAGUACAGUAGCUUGUCCCUUAAAAUUGAUUGUUCCAGUUGGCCCCUUCAUAAGAGUAAAUAGACUGCAAUAGGCAACAUCUGAACCCCACGCCAUGUUGUUAGAACCCCGGAGCUCUCUUGCAUUGAGCUCUCUUGCAUUGAGCUAUACUCGUCUGCGUGCCUCAGAAUUUCAUCGUCCGCAAAACAAGUCAUUCCCAAGUAUCCCGACAUGAUUUGGGUGAUCGAUUCUAUUCUGUCAGCCAUCAGUUGUUCGACAUCUAGCUCUUCGCAGGCCGCCGAGAAGCAACCCGGGUAGUGAUCAAAUUGAUAAUACAAGCUUUCCUUUGUCUUGGCGUUGUAGCACUGUAUCGAAUGUUCUGUUUCGUAGAAUUUAUCUCCAUGCCGUUCGCACACGUCUUGGAGUUUGCUUGGAAAGCGACGGAAAUCGAAGCUACAAUUCGAAUCUUUACCGUGCUGAUCACACACAUCCUCGAUGCUUGCAUUCUCCAGGUAUCGCUUAUCAACGGCAGAUACCUCCAGACGUAUAUCCUCAUUCAUCGCAAGGAUGCUUUCGGUAGCUUUUGCACACGACUCCGGUUUAUGUCCAAUAUCAACAAUAUCAUUCAUGCCCGCUCUCGUCGACCCAACAGGCUUCGUUUCCCCAAUUUUUUCUUCGUCUCGCUCGGAGUUAACGGACGACGCUUCGCCGCGAUAGAUUCCACCAAUGCUUGUGCCCCCCCUCACUCCAGCCGACGAUUCUGCAUCGUCCGGCAUUUUCCCGUAUCGGGACGCGCGAUAAGCAUGGAAAGCGUCCGAAACGUCCCCAGUUGCGCUGACCUCAAUAGUCACACAAAAAUGUAUGGCGGAGAGGAAAAGAAGCGCUAUCCGACCUCCAGAUAAGUUUGUCAUGGUUCGUGAAUACAAUGAUACAAGAAGU